This is a messenger RNA of Raphanus sativus (radish), 1308 nucleotides long. RefSeq lists its product as uncharacterized. NCBI's taxonomy places the organism in Eukaryota, Viridiplantae, Streptophyta, Magnoliopsida, Brassicales, Brassicaceae. The record is from RefSeq and is a predicted model, not a curated record. The transcript is spliced from 5 exons. The coding region runs from base 142 to 1104 and encodes 320 amino acids.
CCCGCCGCUUAAUCAAAAUCGCAGAGAACUUCGAGAAAAAAAAAAACACGUUCGAUUGCAAAAUCUGUUACUGAGUUUUGGGCGUUGCCUGUUUUCGUGAAUAACGGUUUUAUAACGCAUCUCCCCCUCUGGCUAAUAAAGAUGGCGACUUCGUCACCGUCUCUGAGUAACAAUGGUUUCUCCGCCGCUGCUACGCCUCCCAAAACUCUCCGUGGCCUCAACAAACCCAAGUGUAUCCAAUGCGGCAACGUCGCUCGCUCCAGAUGCCCGUUUCAAUCUUGCAAGGGAUGCUGUUCAAGAGCCGAGAACCCCUGCCCGAUUCACGUUCUUAAAGGAGUUGUUACGUCUGCUGAGAAGACGGCACCAAGUACUCCAUCAUCAGAGCAGAAAGCAUCAGAGGGCACUCCCGGGAGUAGAGUUUCAUCAAUCCGCCAACUUUCCAGCAACUUUGCUCAGUUUAAUAACCUGAAUGCUGUUCCUCGCCAGAGAAAGCCUUUGACCAUAAAGGAUGCUCAAGCGUUAAACGCGUGGCGGUUUACGAAGCUAAAAGAGCACAGAGACAGAAACAUUGAGGUGGAGAAUGAAGCUUUUGAUCGGUACAUGAGUAAUGUGAACUUGCUCGAAGAAGCCUUUUCACUGGCAUCUGUUUCUGAAGAGGAAACAUCAGCUUCUGAGAGUAGUAACAACGAGGAAAGAACUGUUUCUGAGCUUAAACUGAGGCUGAGAUCAAAUUCCGCGAGAGCAGAGGGCUUCAAGAAACGCAUCACGGAGACUGUCAAAGCUGGUUUGUUGAAGGUUCAGAAACCGGGUGGUAAAUCAGAUGAUCAAGAUGACAUCAAAAGAAGGAUCAAAAGACGUCGUUUAGAAGAGAGAACCUCAGCUUUGAAUGAAAUAAUCGACAAACUGAACAAAGCAAGGACCGAAGAGGAUCUCAAAUCUUGCGUAGAGAUCCAAUCAAAGCUAUGUGGUAAUGUUUCUUCAAGCUCACCAUCCGACAAGAACAGGAUUUUCCCGGCUUCUGUACAUAAAGUUGAGAUCAGUGAAGAAGCAUUUCAGAAAAUGGGCGAGCAGCUUCAGUCUUUUGACCAAGUUGAAACUUUAUGAAGUCAAAAAGUAUACAGUAAGAAUGGGGAAAGCUUGUUGAUUGUACCUCAUUGAUCUUUGAUUGCAUGUUGCUUCAGAUUUUAAAUUUCUCAUUCGAUUGCUAAUAUGUUCCCAAACCAUUUUGUUAGGUUGAAAAAUCAUUCACAAAUGAAAAGAUUUCGUAGUUUUUUUCUCUCUAUAUAUAUAAAUAAAGUUUUUGGAUUA